AUGGCUUCACACCGUGAAUCCAGCAGUGACUGCUCCCAAAUCAUCGAUCAUGACCAUGUCCCUGAAUUUGAGGUGGCCACCUGGAUCAAAAUCACCCUCUUCCUGGUGUACCUGAUCAUCUUUGUGAUGGGCAUCCUGGGGAACAGCAUCACCAUCCGGGUUACCCAGCUGCUGCAGAAGAAAGGCUACCUGCAGAAGGAGGUGACCGAUCACAUGGUGAGCCUGGCAUGCUCCGACAUUUUGGUUUUCCUCAUUGGGAUGCCGAUGGAGUUCUACAGCAUUAUCUGGAACCCUCUGACCACCCCCAGCUACGCCCUGUCCUGUAAGCUUCACACUUUCCUCUUCGAGGCCUGCAGCUACGCCACGCUGCUCCACGUGUUGACGCUUAGCUUUGAGCGCUAUAUUGCUAUCUGCCACCCCUUCAGGUAUAAGGCCAUGUCAGGACCCUGCCAGGUGAAACUGCUGAUUGCCUUCGUCUGGGUCACCUCUGCCCUGGUGGCAUUGCCGUUGCCUUUUGCCAUGGGUAUUGAGUACCCCCUGGUGCAUGAGCCUACUCACCCGGAGUUUACUUGCAACCGCUCGCGUAGCCACCACCAGGAGCACCCUGAGGCUUCCAACAUGUCCAUCUGUACCAAUCUUUCCAACCACUGGACGUUGUUCCAGUCCAGCAUCUUUGGUGCAUUUGUCCUCUACCUCUUGGUCCUGCUCUCUGUGGCCUUCAUGUGCUGGAACAUGAUGCAGGUGAUCAUGAGGAGCAAGCAGGGCACAAUGGCCGGGACCGGGCAGCAGGUGCAGCUGAGAAAGUCUGAGAGCGAGGAGAACCGGACUGCCAGGAGGCAGACCAUCAUCUUCCUGAGGCUGAUUGUCGUGACAUUAGCCGUAUGCUGGAUGCCAAACCAGAUUCGUAGGAUCAUGGCUGCAGCCAAGCCCAAGUACGACUGGACCAAGUCCUACUUCCGGGCAUACAUGAUCCUGCUACCCUUCUCCAACACCUUCUUCUACCUCAGCUCCGUGGUAAACCCGCUCCUGUACAACGUGUCCUCGCUGCAGUUCCGCAGGGUGUUUGGGCAGGUGCUGCGCUGCCACCUGAAGCUGCCCCACGCCAACCAGGAGAAACGCCUACGCGCCCAGGGCAGCUGCAGCACCGACAGUGCACGCUCGGCCCGCAGCCCGCUCAUCUUCUUCACUUCCCAGCGCAAUUCCUCUGUAAGGAGAACUAACAAGGUUUUCUUGAGUACUUUUCAGAGCCAGGCCAUGCCCAAGACUAAGCUCCAGCCACUGAGUCAGGAGUCAGCACAGCCCAACUCAGAGAUGAAGCCAGUCAACUCUGCCACAGAGAAGGGUUUUCAGGAGCACGAGGUAUGAAGAUUAAGAGAGGAAGCUCUGAGUGGGACCUGGCCCUCUCUA
Messenger RNA from Heterocephalus glaber (naked mole-rat), 1407 nucleotides. RefSeq names its product G protein-coupled receptor 39 (gene Gpr39). Gene Ontology annotation, biological process: G protein-coupled receptor signaling pathway. The record is from RefSeq and is a predicted model, not a curated record. NCBI's taxonomy places the organism in Eukaryota, Metazoa, Chordata, Mammalia, Rodentia, Bathyergidae. Gene Ontology annotation, cellular component: membrane. Gene Ontology annotation, molecular function: G protein-coupled receptor activity.